CGUCGGUUCAGCGCCAAUUUUUGAGCUCUAUCCAGGUCGGAGGUUUCGGGCGGGACGGUAGCACCAUUGAUAGCACUCAUAGCAGCCCCUUGGGCUCGGCAGAAUGACGAGAAUGACCAAGCCUGACUCCCUCCCCUCAACAUGCUUUGAUCGAGCCAAGUUUUCCAGCCACACAGGAGGGUCCUGCAUGGAAGGAGGGAGGGAGCUAGGGAGCAGAAUUGGCAGAGCUCAGCUGAUAGGGAUUGAUGUGGAUCGACGGGAUUGACAUAAAGUACGACACAGACACACACACCAGUAGAAGAUAUUGUGGGUAUCAUCACUUGUAUCAUCAUCUAUUACAUCGCUGUGUUUGUUCCUCCUGGUUACACGUGGUUCCCCCUGGUUUGUCCGGGGUUUUCCUGGAUGCAUCCGAGAGCCUCCUUACCACACUUGAGGAUUACGGCACAGGAAGGGGCCAAAGGAAGGCUCCACUCUCCACCAGGAAAAUGUCUUGGGCCUCUCUCCCCAUGAGAAGGGUCAGGUCGAAGUCAUCUCAAAAUCACAUCACCUCAACAUUGGGAUCGAUUUCGAGUAGGGAUCAUGCACUACGAGAGGCUCGACAUCCGUGCCAAACCGUUCCAAAGUCAAGUACUCGUGCUGUGACUCCCAUUGAUUGGGUUCAUCUAAACAGCGAUCAUGUAUGGACUUCGCGAGGAAAGACCCCUGGUUCCAUUUUCUCGAAUCUGAUCCGAACGACCAACACGGAUGUUCGGAAGUAUUUGAGACGAAAUUCCCGGAUGUGCACCAUUCCCUGGAGUGGCCCUCAGCCAUGCUGGAUCCUUGAAGAUCCCGGAAUUCGUUGGCCAGUCAUUUAUGGUAGUUGUCGGCAUUUCUCGUCUCAACUCCCACCUCAGAAAGCCGAUGAGGUCAAGGCCCCGCCAGGGCAGGCCGCAUCCGACCCGCCCACAUUGAGUAAACGGCAGCUUUUGAAACAAGCUGUGAAGGACUACGGAUCGACCGUUCUCGUAUUCCACGUUGGCAUUUCCUUGGCGUCAUUGGGAGGCUUUUACGCUGGAGUAGCCAGCGGGAUCGAUAUGGUGUCGAUUGUGUCGCAUAUUCCCUUCAUUGGAUCCAAAAUUGCCACGAGCGACAUCGGAACGGGCGCCACUACAUUCGUGGUGGCGUAUGCCGUCCAUAAGUGCUUUGCUCCCGUGAGAAUUAGCAUUACACUCACAUCCACGCCUUUCAUUGUCAAUUAUCUUCGACGUAAGGGAGUGCUGAAAUAAAGCGCAUUUCUUUAAAAUGGA
This is a messenger RNA of Tigriopus californicus, 1286 nucleotides long. RefSeq lists its product as uncharacterized. The record is from RefSeq and is a predicted model, not a curated record. The transcript is spliced from 5 exons. Bases 246 to 1265 code for a protein of 339 amino acids. NCBI's taxonomy places the organism in Eukaryota, Metazoa, Arthropoda, Copepoda, Harpacticoida, Harpacticidae. Gene Ontology annotation, cellular component: mitochondrion.